Molecule: messenger RNA, 1868 nt
Organism: Kockovaella imperatae
Lineage: Eukaryota; Fungi; Basidiomycota; Tremellomycetes; Tremellales; Cuniculitremaceae
Product: squalene epoxidase-domain-containing protein
Exons: 5
Coding region: 42-1832 (596 amino acids)
Biological process (GO): ergosterol biosynthetic process
Cellular component (GO): membrane; endoplasmic reticulum
Molecular function (GO): flavin adenine dinucleotide binding; squalene monooxygenase activity
Source: RefSeq, a predicted model, not a curated record
AAUCUACGUUCUGCUCGACCAUUCAUUCCUUGAUCAACAUCAUGGACCACAACAGCGACACUUCAUCGACAGCAGGUCCUUCCAGGCGACGGACUACGCACCACGACUUGCACCAUCUCUCACCCGAGAUCAUCGUCAUCGGAGCUGGUAUAGCAGGCUCAGCAUUGUCUUAUGCUUUAUCUCAUUCAGGUCGGAAAGUGUUACUACUCGAAAGAGACUUGUCUGAACCUGAUCGAAUUGUCGGAGAGCUACUUCAACCUGGUGGCGUGAAUGCCUUGUCAAAAAUUGGUCUGGCGAAUGUUUUGGAAGGGAUCGAUGCGACGCCAGUAGAGGGAUACACGAUCACGACUGGGGUCGGAGGCGAGAGGAAAGUGGCUUGUCCGUAUCCGACUUUGGAGGGAACGGACAAAAAUACGGGGAAAGGGAGCAAAGCUGGAGGAGAUGAUGAGAUCCGAGCGAAUGGACAUGUCAACAACGGGCUCUCGACUGGAGAAGCUGGGUCUGGUCUCAGGCAUAGACACUCCAAUGGUUAUACGAAUGGUGGUCAACUCAAUGGCGACACUUCCUCUGCUGCGGCUCAAUGGCAUGUCGAAAGCGCUUCUGGACGUAAAGAAGGUCGAUCGUUCCACCAUGGUCGAUUGAUCAUGUCACUACGGAACAGAUGUAUCGACGACGCCCCCAAUUGUACCGUCCUCGAAGCGACCGUGAAAGAUCUCAUCUACUGUGAUCAUUCAUCCCACGUCAUCGGAGUCAAUGCAGCGUUCAAGGUGCCCAAGGCGGGUUCGGAAUCAUCUGGAAAUGCAGACAUAAAGGAAGAGAUGGAGACGGUCGAGCGAAAGGUCUACGCUCCUCUCACCAUCAUCGCCGAUGGAUGUUUCUCCAAGUUCAGAUCUAUCCCAGGGUCCAGACUCCCUCCGACUCAAACACGAAGUACUUUUGUUGGCGCCAUCGUCAAGGACAUCGAUCUGCCCGCCCCUCGUCGAGGUACAGUCUGUUUGACGCCCAGUGGACCUGUCCUCCUCUAUCAGAUUGGCUACGAAGCCAGGGAGACGAGGAUGUUAGUUGACGUGAAAGGGAAGCUGCCAAGCGCGGCGGACGGGUCAUUAAAGCGAUUCAUUAUCGACAACUACGUACCUUACCUACCCACCAAUGUUCAGCCUGCCGUGACAGAGGCCGUGGAGACACAGCGACUCCGAACCAUGCCCAACUCUUUCCUCCCGCCCUCCAUGCAAGGCCUUUCUGGCCAUUCUCUGCGAGGCGCAAUCAUGGUCGGUGACGCCUACAAUAUGCGUCAUCCCCUUACCGGAGGAGGUAUGACAGUAGCAUUCAACGACGCUGUCAUUCUCUCGGACAUGCUCGCUCCAGGUGGAAGGUUAAAUUUGAAGCCUGGACGGGAGGGUCUCGAAGAUUGGGAGACAAUCGCGGGAGGAUUGAGAGAUUGGUUCUGGGAGCGAAAACAUCUGGCCGGAGUCGUCAAUGUUUUGUCCAUGGCCUUGUAUGACCUUUUCGGAGGCGCCGAUCACCCCGAGUUCAGUGUCCUCCAAGCUGGUUGUUUCAAAUACCUCGGAUUGGGCGGAGAACAAGUCGCUGGACCGGUCGGCCUUUUAUCCGCUAUCACUCCCAAACCACUCCUUCUAUUCUAUCACUUCUUCGCCGUGGCACUCUACUCCAUUUACUUGUUAUUCAAGCAAGGUCCUCCGGCACCCGAUGGCAAGUCGAACUCAGCACCUGGCAUCCUGGCCGUGCCAAACCUCAUGUGGUUGUCUAUGCGAACUUUCUGGACCGCUUGUGUUGUUUUGCUGCCAGUCAUCUGGACAGAGUUCAAAAUUUAGAAGCACAAGCACAUUAUGUAGCAUAUUUGUCGGCGU